Dichomitus squalens LYAD-421 SS1 is the source of this 312-nucleotide messenger RNA. RefSeq names its product fungal hydrophobin. The coding region runs from base 1 to 312 and encodes 103 amino acids. Lineage: Eukaryota; Fungi; Basidiomycota; Agaricomycetes; Polyporales; Polyporaceae. Gene Ontology annotation, molecular function: structural constituent of cell wall. The transcript has 3 exons. The record is from RefSeq and is a predicted model, not a curated record. Gene Ontology annotation, cellular component: fungal-type cell wall.
AUGUUUGCCCGCGUCGCUGUCGUUGCCACCCUCUUUGCUCUCCCUCUCCUUGCGGCCGCCGGUAACUGCAACACUGGCGGUGUACAGUGCUGCGAGAGCUACGAGGACUCGAAGAGUGCCGCUGGUGCUACUCUUCUGAAGGCGAUCGGUGUAAACCUCCAGGACGUCACUGGCCAGAUAGGUUUCAAGUGCUCUCCCAUUUCGGUGAUCGGGGCCGGAGGCAACUCCGCCUGUUCUCAGCAGCCCGUCUGUUGCCAGAACAACAACGUCGGUGGUGCCAUCUCCAUUGGCUGUCUUCCCAUCGAGCUCUGA